Messenger RNA from Tupaia belangeri chinensis (Chinese tree shrew), 1250 nucleotides. It is a transcript of the gene CYP11A1, whose product is annotated as cytochrome P450 family 11 subfamily A member 1. Lineage: Eukaryota; Metazoa; Chordata; Mammalia; Scandentia; Tupaiidae. Gene Ontology annotation, molecular function: cholesterol monooxygenase (side-chain-cleaving) activity; iron ion binding; heme binding. The record is from RefSeq and is a predicted model, not a curated record. Bases 44 to 1087 code for a protein of 347 amino acids. Gene Ontology annotation, biological process: cholesterol metabolic process; glucocorticoid biosynthetic process; cellular response to peptide hormone stimulus. The transcript has 7 exons. Gene Ontology annotation, cellular component: mitochondrial inner membrane.
CCUGUGUUUCCUCAGGAAAGCAGAAGCCUGGAAGAGAGACCGGAUGGCCCUGAACCCGGAGGUGAUGUCCCCAGAGUCCAUCAGGAACUUCGUGCCCCUGCUAGAAGCAGUGGCCCAGGACUUCAUCAACCUCAUACACAGGCGCAUCCGGCAGCAGGGUUCUGGAAAGUUCUCAGGGGAUAUCAGCGAUGACCUGUUCCGCUUUGCCUUCGAGUCCAUCACCAAUGUCAUUUUUGGGGAGCGCCAGGGGAUGCUGGAGGAGGUAGUGGACCCCAAGGCCCAGCAAUUCAUCGACGCCGUCUACAAGAUGUUUCACAGCAGCGUGCCCAUGCUCAACCUGCCUCCCACCCUGUUCCGCGUGCUCCGGACCAAGGCCUGGAGGGACCAUGUGGCCUCAUGGGAUGUGAUUUUCGAUAGAGCUGAAAAGUACACCCAGAACUUCUACUGGGACCUGAGACAGAAGAGAGAUGUUGGCGCCAACUACCCGGGCAUCCUGUACAGGCUCCUGGGAAGUGACAAGCUGCCUUUUGAGGACAUCAAGGCCAACAUCACCGAAAUGCUGGCAGGAGGUGUGGACACGACGUCCGUGACCCUGCAGUGGCACUUGUACGAGAUGGGGCGCAACCUGAGGGUACAGGAGAUGCUGCGUGCAGAGGUUCUGGCGGCCCGGCGCCAGGCCCAGGGGAACCUGACCGACAUGCUGCAGCUGGUCCCGCUCCUCAGAGCCAGCAUCAAGGAGACGCUGAGGCUCCACCCUAUCUCCGUGACCCUGCAGAGAUACCUCGUUAACGACUUGGUUCUUCGCAAUUACGUGAUUCCUGCCAAGACAUUGGUACAGGUGUCCAACUAUGCCAUGGGCCGAGAGCCCAGCAUCUUCUUCAACCCGAGGAAUUUCGACCCCACUCGAUGGCUAAGCAAAGACAAGAACAGCAUCCACUUCCAGAGCCUGGGCUUCGGCUGGGGGCUGAGGCAGUGUCUGGGCCGGCGGAUCGUGGGCACCGCGUUCAGCCUCAUCCGGGUGCCCGACAAGCCCAUCUUCCUGACCUUCAAGCCCCUGGACCAAGAAGACCUUGCACCCCAGGCAUGAUCCGGGUGGCUGGCACUGCCCCCUCCUGCCGGCCAGGCAGUGUGGGGGGGUGGCAGUGGGUGGAGCCUAUGGGCUCUUAGGUCAGUCCUGUCCUUCCCCCUCCUCUCCUGUUCUCCUCUCCACCUCUGCCAGCCCCAUGAUGGAAAUAAACGCUGAACUGUCC